Molecule: messenger RNA, 2254 nt
Organism: Caenorhabditis sp. 36 PRJEB53466
Lineage: Eukaryota; Metazoa; Nematoda; Chromadorea; Rhabditida; Rhabditidae
Source: the annotation of a GenBank genome assembly
AUGGGUUUUGUUCUACUACUAGCCUUCGAACUUUUCGCGGUAGUUACCGUAGUGUCGGCCGAAAACUUUAGUAAGUUUCAUCUUUAUUGUCCUCUUUUUUACUGAUAGUUUUCCAAAUAAUAAUAACAAUAGAUUGCCCUCAAAAUCCGAUUACUAUAAGUGAUGGUGCCACGGGAGCGAUACCAUCUGGCGCCACUUCAAUGGUGCAUGUCCCUGCCAACAACAAUUGCACAUUUACGGUAAGGAAGCGCUAGUUGCAAACAAAAGCGAUAAUUUCACGUUCAGUUUGAAGUCCCAAAAGGAUAUGCUAUCAAAAUGGAGACAUCCACAGUCUACGAUGUGUCCCCAGGCGAUUUUGUCAGAUUUGAUUACUUUUAGUGGGUUGAGAGGCAAUCUUUAAAGCAAACGUUCAUUUUUCAGUAUUAUCUCUGGAUCCUAUGAAGAUGUUGAGUGGUUUGUUGGAAGCGAGCUCAAUGUGACACUUGUUUCCAUUACCGGAAAUAUGACCUUUUUCGCCAAGUACGAUUAUGUCGACUGUGAGUUUGUUUUUUGACGUUACAGUAUCUAAACUUCAGUGAGAAACUAUCUACAAAUCGUCAAACCAACUGGAACCUACUUCAACUCUACUCUGGCACCAAAUCAUUUCUAUACUAUUCGAGCAGCUGAUGGUGAUCAAGUAAGUGUCUUGUCUUAUAUAAAUUUGACUGAGUCCCUCUGAAAUUGUAUGAUUAGUGAUUAUUUUCCAGGUUUCUUUCAAAACCGCCAGCCGUGACACUGGUUUCUACGAUCAUACUGUAUAUGAAGUGAUGGUGUUCGAUGGAGCCGACAUUCUGAACUCCGAGUACAUUGGAAGGAUAUCGGAACUAACACGACUUAUCGAUUUUUCGUCAACUGGCACACUCUGACGUUUUUGAACCUCUACAUGACACCAUCCGACACUUUUAUCAUUGGAAACGACUUUUCCAGUAAAAAAGGGAACAACUUUGAGCGGAUAAUAUUGUUUUUGUUACAGAAGUGAAAGGCUACGACGAGUAUCAUGUGAUUGUUGUCGAUUCUGUCAAGAACACGAGUGGAUACAUGUACAACGAGGAAAAUCAAAAUACAGACGCGUAUUACACGUUCAUAUGUGACACUUGUUCCAACUUUUACAUUGAUGUCCUCGAUUUUUCUAGUGGCGUAAGUUCCGUUAAACGUUUUUGGAAAUAGGCAGACCUUCAGAAGGAUGCGUCCGGUUAUGUGGAGAUUCGAGGAAUGUCUCCGACUCAAGACAUGCAACCAGUGCUCAACUACACGUGAGAUUCUUUGGCUUUCUGUAGGCUUAGUUCGUGGUACUAUGAUAACUGGCUAUGUUGGCUUCUUAUCAGUUUCAAACACCUAAUCUACGAUUCCAGGUUCUCUUACUUCACAAAUAUGAGCCUGCCCCAGCUAAUCCCCGCUCCAAUGGCCACCUUCCACUCCUACAGAGCGAGCAUCGCUUACGUCCUAAACUCGAAUCUCCAAUCCCAAUGGCUUGCGACUACACUCGAUCAUAAACGUUCCGUGUUUUCGCCGAAACUCUGGAAUCCGGACGCAGAUCAAACAUUCGAUUUCAAGUUUUCGGAUGCCGUUCAAGUCUACAACUUUUCAAUUGAACUUGACUCAAUUGAUCUUGUGAAUGAUGGCGACGAGUUGAGUGUGAAAGUGGGAAGUGUUGAUGGAUUGACUACUUUGAAUGAGAAGUGAGCGGUCUAUACGUUUCAUGAGUAAUCAUCGUUUUGCAUUUCAGUUACACGAAGACUUCAAUGAGUUCCGUACACAUUUCGGGAAUCGGCCGGUAUUUGUCUUUGUCCUACACCGGCACAAAGACUUCACAAAUCGUUCUUAACUUUGAAAUGAUCGAUCCUGCACCGAUUGCAAGUUCUUCGUCACCAGUCACAGGAUUUACAAUAUCCACUGGAACGGUGAGAGUCUAUAUAAACUGUGUGAGAAUAGUGAAAGUUCAGCCUUUAACCACCAAUGCACUAACACAAACUAGUGGCACUGCACCGAGCACCACUGUAGCUAACACUCCUUCUCCGAGUACUGCCUUCACCAAGCUUUCCACUUUGAGCGCCAAAGUGAGUACUAGUAGUACUUUUUACUCGUCGAGUAUCGGGUCGGUUUCUACGAAAAGCUUGACAACUACAAGCACGGUGGCCACUACGCCAGUACGAACUUCUACGUCGUCGACACCAGCAGUGACAUCAACGCCAACCGCAACACAAGCAUCAACUAA